AUGUCUACAUUUAUCGCACCCAUUCCUCUUAACGGACAAAACUUCACCGCAAAGCUUGCGCAAAGAAAUAUUCCAAAGCCCGAUAAGCACGACGAGACUAAGGCCAUUGACAUUGUAGCUGUCCACGGCCUGACCCCCUGGGGGUCCUACGCGGGCCCUUCCUUCUGGCUGCACGAUUUCAUUGCAAAGGAUAUUCGCGGUGCCAGAGUGUUUACAUUUGAUUACGAUGCCAAGGCAGUCUGGUUAUGCGGAGCGCCACUAAAUAAUAUCCAAGGCGCGUCCAGGAUCCUGCUUGCUGAAAUUGCUGCUAUCCGGGAGGGAGUUCCAGUGACACGACCUCUGGUAUUGAUCUGUCAUGGCUUUGGUGGUUUUAUCGUUGAAUCUUGCCUGAAUGAUGCCUUCACACACCUUCCAAAUAUAACCGAUUGCACCCGGGGGAUCCUGUUCCUGAGUGUGCCGCAACGUACAUCACCAGAUCUCCCGUGGGCGAGACUCUUGAUGCGUUGCGCGAGAGACAGCAUACCUCCAGGGCUGACCUGGGCCGAACUGUCAUAUUUGGAAGACGUUGAGUGGGGACAAACCAGUGCUACUGUUCUGGGCGGUAUCUCCGAGGGAUUCAAGGCAAAGGCGAAGGCAGCUAAGAAAAUGAAACUGCUCUGCUACUACGAGGACUUCCCAACGCCUCCACAGCAGGAAUGUAGUUUGAAUGAGUACUCCGCAGCUCUUGGUCUUCGUCGCGAGAAGGUCCAGGUGGUGGCGGGUUGCAGUCACCUCUCCAUGGCAGGCUUCCUGAGAAGGGAGGAUGGGAACUAUAAAGCAAUUAUCUCUGCCAUCAAGAAGAUCCGAAAGUCGGCAUUGAACGAUACGGUACCAACUUCUACUUUUGAAGUUUCUGAAUCUGGGCUGUGUAAUGAGGCCGAGGAAAUCCAAAACUCCGGAGAUAUCCAGGCAUCUCAGGUCAUGGAUCGACAGAAUGCCAACUUGCAGAACGUAGUUACGACUACCCACAAUACGCCCAAAGUCACUCCAUUCUCGCCGAUGCCAAUGCAUGCAUUUGGUACUCAUGGAUUGAGCACUGGCAUAUCGCCAGGUGCCAUGAUCACCCCUAAGCAGCUGGCCCCAGCCUAUCACAGCAUCCAGGGUGCGCCAGGGGCCUCGGUCCCGACCUAUUCCCCUAGUCCGCAAUUUCCACAAUUUGAUCCGAGCCAGAUGAAGAUUCGCAGACGUCCUGUUCCCCGCCCCCCUAGCAGGCCAAUAAUUGCACCGAAUAUAUGUGCCCCGGCUCCAAUAUCAGAUCCAGCUGGUCACGAAAUUGACCCUGUCACGCAACGCCUACAGUCUACUGUGCCUCCACAGAGACCUCAUUUUGCAUCUGGACAAUUAGGACAGGAAAUACAGCACCGUCAACACACACUCACCAACAUUGCGCCAACCACACUGCCAGAACCAAAUUCCUCUGCCAAGUCAGGCAAGAAGCCCAAAAGGCCUCACGAGAAGGGCCCUCUGAGUCCAGCACAACUAUCAUCGAAUUCCGGAAAUGCGGCACCCAGGCCACCGGUCAUCCGUCAGCUUGUCGGUAAUGAGGGUAUGUCCCCGGGAAGUAUUCACAGGACAGAUCAACAAAUGCAUUAUCCAACUACCAAUGGCAUGCCAAUCAAUUCAUCCCAACAUACCGCCCCGCAGGAUAGUUCAAGGGCCUACCAAUAUCCUCCAGUCCAACAUCCACUUCCUAUCCAGCAUCCAAUGGCUCAUGCAACCGCAUCAAUGCCUAUUCAAGUGAAACCCCCAAAUAAAGUGACAAAACCGCCGAAAGGGUCCUCAUACGAGCAACGACCUAAGCCUCAGAAGCUACCAGGGACGAACCCUAUGCCGCAACAGACCCAUCCUCGGGAAAUCCCUUCGACACAUGUUCCUCCCACUUCACAGCAAGGCCUGCGUGAACUGCAACCACAGCCCAAUUACACUCCAGCCCCAAAGAACCCCGGGCUCUGGAAGAGGAUUUUCUCAUCUAGCAAGUCGAAACCAGCCUCCACCCCAGCAGCCCAUGGAGAGUCCUCAGUAUCUCAAAUUGGUGCACACCAGCCGUACCAGCAGUACGAGCCUCCGUCCAGACCGAUCAGCUUGGGGGGUCCUGGGGCACACCCGGGGUUGCAAGGUGGUCCACACCAGCCGCCCAAAGUGCCCAAAGCACCCAAAGCUCCCAAGCCGUCCAAGCCUUCCAAGCCUCCAUCCAGACCGACCAGCUUAGGAAGCCCAGGUGUACACCCAGGAUCACAAAGCGGUCCACACCAGCCGUCCAAACCACCCAAGUCUACAUCUAGGCCGCACAGCUUAGGAGGCCUUGGAGUACACCCGGGACCGCCAGGUGAUCCACACCAGUCGUACAAGCCAUACAAGCCUCCGACCAGGCCAGUCAGCUUGGGAGGCCCCGGGGCACACCCGGGAUCCCAAGGUGGUCCACAUCAGCCGUACAAGGCGUACAAGCCCCCCAUCCAGGCCUACCAUGUUAGGAGGCCAUGGUGGAUACUCGGGCCCACAGAGUGUAAUGGUCCAGUCGGACCAACAGAUCCAGUUGAGCAGACAGUCCCAGCUCAGCCGACAGAUCCAGCUGAGCCAACGAGCCCGGUUAAGCCUCCGAGUCCAGCCGAGCCGACAGUUCCAGCUCAACCUACAGAUGCAGCUGAGCCAACGAGCCCGGUUAAGCCUCCGAGUCCAGCUGAGCCGGCAGUUCCAGCUCAACCUACAGAUCCAAUUCAGCCGACAGAUCCAGCUGGACUAGGGGGUCCAGUUGGGCCGGUAGCUCCAGCUCAGCCAGCUCAGCCAACGAAUCCAGCCGAGCCAACGGGCGAGGUCAAGCCUCCAGGUCUACUUGACGCAACAGACCCAGUUCAACCAACAGAUCCAAUUAGGCAAGGCGGUACAGAUGAUCCUACACCUACAGGUCUGUCUAGGCCAACAGUCCCAGUCAACCCUAUAGGCCCAGUUGGGGCAACAGAUUCAGCUCCGCCGACAGAUCCAGCGAGGCCGAUAGGUCUCGUCGAGCCUACAGGUCUAGUCCAGCCAACCGAUCCAGUUCAGCCGACAGACCCAGCUCGGCCACGAGGUCAAGGUGAUCCAACAGGUCUAACAGGCCCGGUCAGCCCUACAAGUGCAGUAAACCUUCCAUGGCCAGCCCAGUCGAUGGGUCCAGUCGGAUAUACAGGCUCUGUGGAGCCUGUAGCACGCGGCUUUCCUUAUGAUGAGAACCAUGGGCAGAUCUGGAACCCCGGUCACAGUCAUAAUCAGACUCAUCGGUCCCAGAACCAAAGCAGUAGAAGUGGAAAUAUUGCCGCUGGCCUUGCAGGUCUGGCUAUAGGAGGGGCUGGUGCGGCUAUUCUCAUGGCCUCCAUGAAACAAAGCGACGAUGAUGAGGACGACGAUGGUGAUGAUAAAGGGGGAGGACAAAAUGGCGAAGAGGACAGUGACGAAGCUGAGGACAGUGACCAAGCUGAGGACAGUGACCAAGCUGAGGAUAGUGACGAAGCUGAGGACAGUGACCAAGCUGAGGACAGUGACCAAGCUGAGGACAGUGACCAAGCUGAUGAUAGUGACCAAGCUGAGGAUAGUGACGAAGCUGAUGACAGUGACCAAGCUGAGGACAGUGAUGAAGCUGAGGACAGUGACGAAACUGAGGACAGUGACCAAGCUGAGGAUAGUGACGAAGCUGAGGUUAGUGACCAAGCUGAGUAUAGUGGUGAUGAUGAUGAUUAUGGAGACGACUAUGAUUCAGACUAUUGA
Penicillium verrucosum is the source of this 3777-nucleotide messenger RNA. Its product is annotated as alpha/beta hydrolase. The record is from RefSeq and is a predicted model, not a curated record. NCBI's taxonomy places the organism in Eukaryota, Fungi, Ascomycota, Eurotiomycetes, Eurotiales, Aspergillaceae. The coding region runs from base 1 to 3777 and encodes 1258 amino acids. The transcript is spliced from 4 exons.